UACCACCUUAGCAAGCUUUCUCCGGCCGGCCAUAUGAUAUAAUAUGAUCUCAGAGACCGACCCCACAAAUUAAAAAGCUAAAGAUAGAUAGAAGGUCGAUCAGAACGAAAGAAAUCAAAGAAGCUUAGCUUGCUGGAUUAUUUAUUAAUUAUAUGUAUUAAAGGUAGGUAGGGUGAUCGAGGGCGGAUCGAUGAGCUGCGGCGGCGGCAGUGGGGGUGGGGGCCCUUGCGGGGCGUGCAAGUAUCUGAGGAGGAAGUGCGUGAGUGGGUGCGUGUUCGCGCCCUACUUCGAGUCGGAUCAGCUGGGCACGGCUCACUUCGCCGCCGUGCACAAGGUGUUCGGGGCCAGCAACGCUUCCAAAAUGCUCAUGGCCAUUCCCGACAACCGCCGCCUUGAAGCCGUCGUCACUCUCUGCUACGAAGCCCUCGCUAGGGUUAGAGACCCCGUCUACGGCUGCGUCGCCCACAUCUUCACUCUCCAACACCAGGUUGUUAAUUUGCAAGCAGAGUUGGCUUAUGUUCAAGCGCGGCUAUCAGCGCUCCGUCACCAGCAGCGGCGGCUUCCAGAGCGAUCUUGUGAGAUGAGUUUAGGCGCCGCCGGCAAGGGGUUGAAGCUUGACCCGGCCGCUUCUCUUGAAGUAGUAGUCCCACACAACUCAGCCGCCGCAGCUGCCGGUGGGGACGUAUCAUUACCCUGCAUUGCGUUGGACCACACACCAAUUGCAAUCUCAUCGGACACUGCUGCUGCUACUACAAGAUCAGUCGGCGGCGGCGGCGGCGGCCAUUCCCAUAAUGAACAGCAGCAGCUGCAGGUUACUUCGGACCUCCACAUGUUAGCUUGGGAAUUCGUGUCUAAGCACUUGCCAGCGGCAGGAUCUAUGACGUGGCACACUAUCACCAGAAGUGGCGCGCAGCUGGCAGAAGUUAAACGGCUGGAACGUGGAAUAAAGGAACAAUCAUUGCACAACGGCCGAGACGUUACAAGAGUCCCAUUCGAGCUAAUGCAUCAUUAAUAGCAUUUUUUGUAUCAGUUUCUUUUUGUAACAUUAGUUCCUUAUCCUAUAAAUACAACUUGUAAACCUCCAAGAAGGGGAUCGAUCAAUAAAACAUUGCCUUACGCUGCCACUGCACAUUAUCAUCUGCU
Messenger RNA from Cuscuta europaea, 1143 nucleotides. Lineage: Eukaryota; Viridiplantae; Streptophyta; Magnoliopsida; Solanales; Convolvulaceae. The record is from the annotation of a GenBank genome assembly.